AUGAGUGGAAGUGUCCUUAUUGCCCUUGGAUCCGAAGGUGAUGACGACCUGGUGGUUAUACGACCGAGAUUUCAUAGGGGAGCGGAAGAGCAACAGUUGGCCGUAGGAUUCAGUUGGGGGAACGUAUCUGAUCAAUUACAUGUGUACGGUGAUGGAAAUAUGAUGAUUCUUAGAUCAGAUGAUGUCGACGAUACGAGUAAAAGGAGAAGGAUGUUAGAAAUUGUAGAACUGUGGGGGUUGAGCUCAAAUGGUAUGUCUUGGGAAUUCAUAUCAAUGGUACCAAGUGGGCUAAUUGGGAGGAUUAAGAAGCCUUAUGGGGUUAUAAUUGGGUGUAUAGAGGAAAGGCAAGGAACAGUUAGGGCUGUCUUGAUGUCCAACUUUGAAGGCAUUUGGGACAUAAUUUGGCUAUGCUAUGAUAUAAAGAGAAAGCAUUGGACUUGGGUCCCACUCCCUGAUUGCAAGAAGAGGGGUUUGAACAUGGCUGGCAUUGCCUUCUCUUCUGGCCUCACCUUGUCUUGA
Camellia sinensis is the source of this 519-nucleotide messenger RNA. The record is from RefSeq and is a predicted model, not a curated record. Lineage: Eukaryota; Viridiplantae; Streptophyta; Magnoliopsida; Ericales; Theaceae.